Paramuricea clavata is the source of this 348-nucleotide messenger RNA. NCBI's taxonomy places the organism in Eukaryota, Metazoa, Cnidaria, Anthozoa, Malacalcyonacea, Plexauridae. The record is from the annotation of a GenBank genome assembly.
AUGUAUUCUGCAUCUAAAAUUCGUAAACCGUGGGGAACAAUCACACAUCCGAAAGAGAGAAACCCGAACAGUUUGCUGGGCUACCAGAAGCUAUCAGGGAAACAAGUGAAUGACGUUAUUAACAGACUCUAUCAAGAGGAUUGGCAUCAGAAACGAGAAAAAAUGCGAGCUAGUUCAAGAAAUGAGAACGUGAGACGGCACAAAACUAAAAAGACGGCAGAGGAAGUAAAAGAAAUUGUGCAAAGAUUGACUAGGAAUUCCGAAAAGAAUGUCACGGAUAGCAACAGAACUGGUGCGAUGAAAGAAAUGGGAAUUUACAAUACGUAUGCAUGCAAGGGAUGGAACUAA